This is a messenger RNA of Enterobius vermicularis (human pinworm), 2811 nucleotides long. NCBI's taxonomy places the organism in Eukaryota, Metazoa, Nematoda, Chromadorea, Rhabditida, Oxyuridae. The record is from the annotation of a GenBank genome assembly.
AUGUUGAAUCUCAAGUCAAGACCACUUGUGACAAGACGGAUUGUUUUGCGCUACGGUCGGCGCUAUAUAUUUAGUGCAGUAGUUAGGCAUGCUCUGAAACUGAGGUACUGGAUAGCAACUGGCAUUGUAGGAGGCGGAAUAGCAGUGAAUAACUGGUACGAAGACUGGAAAAGUUCACUUCCAGAAAUUACUCUUCCUGAUUGGGCCAAAUUCGACGAAGGUACAGUAAAAAGACUCGGUGAAAAAUAUGACCAGUUAAAAGAAAAAUGGUCCAGUAAAGACCACUCUUGGCUUGACAAAGCUCGGCAACGGUUCAAGGAUUAUGAUCGAAUGUGGGAAAGGUCUUCUCCUAAAGGUGAGGUUGUUCAAGAUGGCAAUUUCUUUACUUCAAUGGAUUUUCUCUCUCAAGACAAGCCCGCACCAGGUUCCGGUUCAGAAUCUAUCGACAGCGCUUCCGCGGGAGACCAACUGACAAAGAUGUCCGAAGCUGAAAGGAUCCAGAAGUUGCAAGAGGAAAUGUUCAAGACACAGAGUCAGUAUCAAAGGGAGCUUGAAAUAUUGGAAAGGGAAAAUAAAGCUUUGAAGCAGCGGUUGCUUUUGAAGGAAGCUGGUGCCACCAAGCGUUUGAGGAAGGUUAAGAAAUCUUUGAUUGAUAUGUAUUCGGAAGUACUUGACCUGUUAAACGAAUACGAUUCCUCUUACAAUACAGCCGACAACCUGCCCCGAGUAGUUGUUGUAGGCGACCAGAGUGCAGGGAAGACGUCUGUUUUGGAGAUGGUAGCACAAGCACGGAUAUUUCCUCGUGGUUCGGGCGAAAUGAUGACCAGGGCACCGGUUAAGGUAACCUUGAGUGAAGGCCCCUACCACGUUGCUCAGUUCAGAGAUAGUAGUCGAGAAUUUGAUUUGACUAAGGAAAGCGAGCUUAGACAGCUGCGUAAAGAGAUUGAAAUAAGAAUGUUAAAUUCGGUUGCAGACGGUAAAACAGUGUCCAAUGAAGUAAUUGCCCUUACAGUGAAAGGACCUUCAUUACCUCGAAUGGUCCUCAUUGAUCUACCAGGAAUUAUCUCAACAGUUACUGUUGAUAUGGCGAAAGAAACCAAAGAUGACAUUGUUCGCAUGUGUAAAUCAUAUAUGGAAAAUCCUAACGCCAUUAUUCUCUGCAUUCAGGAUGGCUCUGUUGACGCUGAAAGAAGCAACGUCACUGACCUUGUCAGUAGUAUUGACCCUCUCGGGCAGCGCACAAUUCUUGUACUGACGAAGGUAGACUUAGCGGAAAAGAAUAUAACCAAUCCUGAUCGCAUAAAAAAAAUCCUUGAAGGAAAGCUUUUUCCUAUGAAAGCAUUAGGAUAUUUUGGUGUGGUAACGGGUAAAGGAUCUAGCUCAGAUAGUAUUGAGUCAAUCCAGAAGUACGAAGAGGAGUUUUUCUCAAAUUCUAAGUUACUCAAAGAUGGUGUGCUUAAAGCAUCGCAGAUGACAACACGAAACAUGUCACUGGCAGUUUCUGAGUGUUUUUGGCGCAUGGUGAAAGACUCGAUAGAAUCUCAAGCUGACGCAUUUCGCGCCACGCGUUUCAAUCUCGAAACUGAAUGGAAAAACACGUUUCCGAGAACGCGGGAGUUGGAUCGUGAUGAACUCUUCGAGAAAGCGAAAGGAGAGAUACUUGAUGAGAUAGUUAAUCUGUCACUCAUUCCAGAAAAGCAGUGGGAGAAAGAACUGCGAAAGAAGCUCUGGAAUGCUGUGUCUUCUUAUGUAUUCCAUGAGAUCCUUAUGCCAGCCUCUGCGGUAAAUAAUGCCGGGUCAUUUAAUACGGUAAUAGAUAUCAAACUUAAACACUGGGCCGACAAGGAUCUUGCUAAUAAAUCGAUACAGGUUGGCUGGGAAACGUUGUCAGAAGUCUUUAGGCGACAGGUCAGUCCUGAACAAAAGGGACAAAAGGAUGCAAUUUUCGAUCGUCUAAAAACAGCGGUUUUUGAGGCUGCUAUGCAAGAUCAUUCCUGGGAUAGCAAAGCGUUGGGCUAUUUAAGAGUGAUUCAACUAAGCGCUGUUGAAGACAGGUUAGUACCCAGCAAAGCUGCUUGGGAAAAAGCUGUGGAUUUUAUGGCUGAAAGUGUCGAGGGACAUUUAAAAAAUGUGAGACAUUUUGCUGCUUUUUUUAUGGAUUUACAGCUGACAUGUUUUGAUCGUUACCAUAUACAGGUGCAAAAGCAGAUCAAUGAUAAUUCUGGCCCUUCAUUUUGGUCGCAGUGGUUUGGUUGGAAUCGAGUGACUCGGGAGCAUUCAGUCAAUCAAAAGAUUUAUCAAGAACUUGAGCAGUUGUUAGCACGUGAUCCUGAGCACAGACAAGUCCUUUCUGAUGAGGACCUGACUAUAGUUCGUAGGCUUCUGGAGUCUCAGGGAUAUGAGGAAGUUACGAAUGAAUGGAUUAGGAAGCAGUGGAAGUUGAUCUUCAAAAAGCAUUUUUUGGAAAAACAGCGACAGGCUGCAGCAGAAUGCCGAGGUUUUUACCAACAUUAUAAAGAGGGUUUUAACGACGGCGAAGUGGACUGUCAAGCUGUCAUUCUAUUUUAUCGCAUAGAUCGUAUGUUGGAGCUAACUUGCAAUGCUUUACGGCAGCAGAUUAUGAAUACCGAACAAAAACAUUUAGAGAAGGAAAUAAAAGACGUUCUCGAUGACUGGUCGCAGGAUGAUAGCAAAAAAAAGAAUUAUUUGACGGGGCGGCAAGUGGAGUUGGCUGAAGAAUUGAAGCAAGUCAGACAUAUUCAAGAGAAAUUGGAAGAAUUCAUGGAACAGUUGCUCAAGGAAAAGUCUUAA